AUUACGAUAAAGUCACCAUGCCAUUCAAAGUAAAACCACAGGUCAUAUUGUAACAUGUCGUUCGGUAAAACAUCUGUAAAGUCAUUAAAAAAAAGUCUGCGUGCCUGUAAGAGACUCUUUAAGAAGAAACAGGAGGAACCCAAGACACGCUAAACAAAGAAAUCCGACCAAAAUCCAGGAGGCGGACCGCCGCAGACUCUGCCCACUUCUCCAUAAUCUUCUCUCUCAUUGGUCAAAACUCGAAGCUCCUCUUCGCCUAUUGGCUGGCUCUGCCGUCACUCGGAGCAGUUCUUGGCCGGCCAGUGUUAAGCUGCGUCGGGAUCAGAAGACGCAAAUCAAGUGAAACAAAUCUUCUGACAGGAGAAAAGUUCAUGCUGGAGUUUUGAAAGAUCUCCGAGGGCCACAUGAAGUCUAAACUCAACAUGGAGAGUUUGACCAAGCCAGAGUUGCUGAUGCUUUUCAGCAUCCUGGAGGGAGAGCUGGAGGCCCGGGACCUUGUCAUCGAAGCCCUAAAGGCCCAGCGUAAAGAGCUAUUUAUCGAGGAGCGCUAUGGAAGGUACAACCUCAGCGACCCUUUCCAGGCCUUGCAGAGAGACAAUGAGGCUGUAGGAGGCCAGAGCAAGGAACCCAGCUGUUCUUCCGUCACCUCCAACCCUCUGGUGGUUCUCAAACUGGUGGUGAGCCACUGCAGGAGGAUGCAGGAGAAGAUGCUGGCCCAGCUGGCUGCAGCUGAGAGCAGGCACAGGAGGGUUAUUGCAGACCUGGAGGAGGAAAAGCGGAGGCAUGCUGAGGACACAGCAGAGGGAGACGAUGUCACUUACAUCCUGGAGAAGGAGAGGGAGCGCUUACAGCAACAGCUGGAAUUUGAACGGAGCCAAGUCCGCCGACUGGAAAAAGAACAGCGAAGGAUUACUGACCAGCUUGAAGAAGAACGGGCUCAGCACAAACAGCUCUCAUGUGCUUUGGCCAAAGAGUGCAAGUGGGCGAGUGCCAGGGCUCUGGAGGAGGGUCACCGGCUGACUGAGCUGAGCCGUAAACUUGACAAGGAAAAAGAGGCUUGUCAGGGCCUGAGGAAAGAGCUGGAGGAUGAAAGGAUGAGAGCUCUGAGGAUGGAGGCGAGGGUGGAGGAGCAGCUGGCUGAGUUUGACACAGAGCGCGAGCAGCUCCGUUCACGUUUGAAGAAGGAAGAAGCUCAUUGUCGACAGCUACAACAACAGGUAGAAGAGCUGAAGAGGAAGCUAGAGGAGGCGAACGUGAUGAAAGAAACGAAAGGAGCCAUUACUGCUCCAGUGGAGGCAGGAGGAAAGGAGUGGGCCACAAAAGUAUCUCCAGGAAAGACAUUAGUAGACACUAUUAAAGUUGACGACAUUGAGGAGGACAGAAGCCAGUCAAACGUCAAUGGUCACCAUCACCCGACGGAGACCAAUGGGCAUCAUAAUUCAAGCAACGCCCUCUCAGAGAAGACAUGCCUACAGAACGGCAAUGAAAAUCCUCCAGGUCAUCAGACCCAGAUGUCUUCCUGCAGUGCCGUGUCCCCGACUCUCCCUCUUUCUUCCCCCUGCGCCUCGCCUGUUCUUGCCAAACGCCCAUCAGGCAAUCCAAGUCCUGGGAGCUAUCAGUCUCCCUACCAGGCCGGGAUCAACCAGCGUUUCCACGCUGCUCGUCAUAAGUUCCAGGGUACCAACGAUCCAGAGCCACAGUCCCAGGCUAUUCAACCUACUUCUCCCUUAUCGCCAAAGGACCUCGCCCCUAUGGCGAGCAGCCCCUCCCCGGAGGCCAGCCCAGUGAAGCAGAUGGCCCGGAGCACAGUCACCCAAGUUCUGUCUCGCUUCACCACCGUCCAGCAGAGUGCCACUCCAAAGCUCACCACACAGAAUAACUCUCCCUUUGGCACAGACUACCGCAGCCUGGCAGCUCCCCUGUCUCCAGUCAUCGGAAGGGCUGCGGGGGCAGUUGCCCAGGGGAUCAGAUCGCCCACCAUCCCCAGGGCAGACAGGGGCAACCCUCCACCCAUCCCACCUAAGAAGCCCGGUCUAGCCCAGGCGCCUCCCUCCCCGGCUGCGGUGCCACGGUCUUCCAGCCAUUUCUCUGACAGUCCCCUCUCAGGCAGCUGUGGUCUUACCUCGAGCCAGGAGGGGGUCAAAGAACUGGACAUGGUGGUUUCAUCUAAUUAACCGAUCACUUGAUCCGCUAAUGAAUGAGUCAGCUGCUGCUUUGUUUGUGGCUUCAUGGUUUAAUCCACAGUUCAGAAUUAUGACUAAGAUACCGUCUCGUACAUGGCAAGAUUUAUAUCAUUUGGCUAUUUUAACAAAGGUCCCUUCAAACACUGUUACACCAUAUUGUAUUUAUUUUAAAUAUGUGCAGAGGUAAUAUUGUAGGUAGUAGUUAGGGGGCCUGUGCCAAUGAGCAAUUACAACUGAGUUUAACUGUAAAAAGGUGCCAAUACUGUAUCUUGGCCACAAUGUACUGUUGCGGUAAAUUCUUAGAGUGUCAUAUUUCCAAAGGAUACAUAACAAACUAAUUAACUGAUGAGGUUUUAGAUUGAUAUCGUUUUAUUUUAUCCUUGUACUUUGUGUCAAGUAUGUUGCUUGUUGUUAAUAAAUAAUCAUUUGUAAAUCAUUUUUGGACCGAUGUAUGUCACAGGCUCGUUUCAGAGUGCACUCAUGUUUUUGCUUUUAAAUAAAAUGUGUAGCUAAUUUUAUAAAACGUUCCUUAGUUAUUAACGUAUGAUAGUUUUAUACAACAGAUAAUCUGAGCAGUGCUGUACUCAUGUGUCAUACAUUGUUCUGUAUUACUUCAAUGUUACAUAGUUCUAAGAAUCGUAUAGGCUCAGAUUAUUUGCAGGCACCGUACAAGAUGUUGUUUGAGAUUAGUGAUUCUGAUGAAUGUCAUGUCUGUCAUUUAUAAGAAAUCACUGUGCAACACAAUAACAAGUAUUUUAUAGUCAGCCAUAUCUUUGAUUAAUAUCACAACCUGAUUGCCAUGUUGGUUAUCUCGACUAUUGUCAGAUUCUUUACAGUACUCUGUAGGCUUGAAAGGCUGGACAUAUUUAAUACAUUUAUCUUAAAGGCU
Messenger RNA from Stegastes partitus (bicolor damselfish), 3072 nucleotides. RefSeq names its product CTTNBP2 N-terminal-like protein. The transcript is spliced from 7 exons. The coding region runs from base 405 to 2174 and encodes 589 amino acids. Lineage: Eukaryota; Metazoa; Chordata; Actinopteri; Pomacentridae. The record is from RefSeq and is a predicted model, not a curated record.